UGGGCGGUUGCGCAUGCAGCUACUUCUACCCUAUUCGGUCAGACAAAGGCACCUUCGUGCUUACCAACGGUGCUCGGUUCUUCCAAGUAUGUGAAAAUACUAUUUGUACUACAGGCGCAACCGCAAAAAGAAAAACAGAAACUACACCCAGAAAAUCGGUUUCGGUGUCAGUUGAAAUGCAAUUUUCGGUGUGAUUAAAGGCUCCUCUCGUGUCGUACUGUGCCACGAUUCUGUAAUGCCAGAAAAUGUUGUUUUCGGUACACCUACAACACACGUUUACGUACACCCAUCAUGUACAUGUUUCGUGUCGUUUGCAUCGUCAGGCUCGUUCACAACAAACAAGGAUGGGAGACGCACUCCAUCACUACAUUGAUUCUUGCGUCCGUCGGUUUGAUGCUGUGCAUAUAUUUACUUUUCGUAGUUUUCGUGCCUCAGUCACCGUGCCGUGCAACUACAGCUCUUGCCGAACGCGCAGUUGGCAUGCCUCGGUAUAAUUGCUGCGAUACCUCUCUUGCGAUAGGAUAUCUAAAACCUUUUCGCAUCCAAACAAAAAUUCCAGUCCCUCCCAUCAUUGGUCAUACGUCAUUUUUCCUCGCGCUUUUUUGACAUUUUCAUUUUCACCGUCUUGCUUCAUGAUGAAAAAUCGAAAUUCAAAAUUCAUCGUCGGUGAACAAGCACGUAGGCAGUAGCCUUCAUUUGGGUUGGUGACAUCUAUCUUUUACUUUCGCGCUCUAUUUUGUUUUGAAUGACACCGGCGAGUCUGCCGCCGCGAACUGCUCAAGAGGAAAAAUCGCGUAUAUUUUCCUAAAUUUCAUCAUCUUCUUGUCGAACUAUCGAAGAAUACAUACUUUGAAGUCGCCACUACUUGAACAACAACAAAGCCAGAAAAGAAGCACAAGCAAUUAACAUUAUGGUGAAUUUCCAUCAUUUUCUGGGUGCGGGGACUGUUGGUGACUCCUCUCCGUUCUCGACAUUUUCAUCCUUUGUCGAGCACCUGAAGACGCACAUCAAUGAGCAGGUCGAGAAGGCGCAACACAUGAUCCCCAGCGGGCCGCUUGGGGGCAACAAUGUAUUGGAGUGGAGCUAUGCUUCGUGGCAGGUGGCCCUGUACUGGAGCAUGUGGGUCAUUGUGAUCGCCUUGUUCUUCCUGUGCUGGCUGAACUGGGUGAUCCACACUUUCCGCCGGGGUUUGAAGAAGAUAUUUGACCCGCUGGAUGGCAACUACUCCUUUGAAGACUACGAGGAGGAGGUGCGCGCCCGGACGGAGUCCGUGAACUACGACGCUGUACAAAGUACCAUGCUCGGUGGACAAAGCACCAUGUACAAGGGCGCGGACCAGACGACCUACAUCAACCCGCGGUCCGCCCCGGCGUUGUACACGCAAUCUUUCGGAAGUACCGCUGGCGCAGGUGCGCGCGGCUCGACCAUGCGCCCGCAAACACCGGCAGCCAGCGGACGGACGCGAGGGUCCAACGCAACCGUCUUGGCGGCAGGAGAUCUGGAAGAGGAGAUUUCGCAGGUAAGUACCAACGGUAGCAUUGCGAACUAUUGUGUCUAUGAAUGUAGUUGUCUUCACUGUAGUCACGAAGUAAGAUGACUUCGUCGUUGUAAAUAUCUUUUCCACUUGAUAAGUACUCUUUCUCUAGUUUCUUCCUUCUAGCGGUUUCUUUCAGUUCCAUAAUUCAAUUAGUUGCUACAACUUGCACUUUGAUGAAUCAAUCUUGGUCUUCGACAGGUCGCCUACAUGGAGGAGACGCGGCGGAAGCGGUCCCAGGGCAAUGCGUCGCGGGGCGAAACGUCCUUGAAGCAAUCGUUUGGCAAAAUGCAGUCCAGCCAGGGAGGCGGGAAUGCGAGUUUCUUUGCUACCUCUCUCCUCUCGCAAAACUUCGACCAGGAUCCAGUUGCAAGCAGCUUUCGCCCAGGCGACGAUUUUGAUGGGUGACCGAAACGUGUUUCUGUUGGUAAGGUAAUGAAAACUAAAACAAGAACAACUGCAUGAAGAUCAUGCUGUGUCGGUUUAAUAAGACGGUGGACUUCAUCAUGGAGGAACGAGCUAGAGCUUCUAUAGCAUCUUCAAAUAUGUGACGCGAUGCUUCGGCUGGUCCUCCUGUCCUCAUUCUCAUUCACAAUUUUGUGCGCAUUUUUCACGUGUCAUGUCCGACGAGGAGGCAAUCGCACUCAUGACAGACUCUUUUCUGGCGAAGUUUUAGUUCGUUUAGCCUACGAUUGAAAUUUAGGUUCUCUUCAGGAGAUGAAAUGUAAGCAAAAAAUGUUAUCUCCGAGAUAGCAAGACGGGCCUGCAGGUCGAGGCGCAUUCGCAUCGUAAGACAAGUGGUCUUGCUGUGUCAUUCAAAAUUAUUGCUUUCGACGUUUUAUUUCAGGUUGUUUUUUUACGUUUGCACAACGACAACUACUACAAUACAUACUAAGUAAUUUUCAACAAGGACUUGCAAUAACUAGUGAUCGGGUGACUUCUACUUCGUCGUGGAGGUCGCCUACAUCAAAUUCAAGCACAGCAUUUUCAAAAAAAUAUAGAGAAGUCUUUUCAUCAUGUGGAUCGUUUUUAUUAUGUAAAAAUAAACAAACACAAUCAAAGUAGAAGUACGGAGAGCAAGCAGAAAAAGCAUUCUCAUCCUACAAAGCCGUACAAACGUCGUUGUAGAUGAAGUAUGUAGAAGACAUGGCGUUGCUUUAUUUUGAAAAUGUGAAAUAACAAGAAUCGUG
Molecule: messenger RNA, 2724 nt
Organism: Amoebophrya sp. A120
Lineage: Eukaryota; Dinophyceae; Syndiniales; Amoebophryaceae
Source: the annotation of a GenBank genome assembly